Colletotrichum fioriniae is the source of this 783-nucleotide messenger RNA. The record is from RefSeq and is a predicted model, not a curated record. Lineage: Eukaryota; Fungi; Ascomycota; Sordariomycetes; Glomerellales; Glomerellaceae.
AUGGGCGCAACAACACUCACAGCAUUUGGCAUCGUCGCCUUGGGAAAUUUCCCGGGCAAUGGCAACGGCAACGGCAACGGAAACGGGUUUGGGAAUGGCAACGGCGGCAAUGGUUUCGGAGGAAACUUUAACAACUUUGUCGGCUUCAACAUUCAGGAGGCGAUGCACACACGGAGAAUCCACGGCAUAUUAGGGACAAUCGCCUUCGUCAUUGUGUUUCCCAUCGGUUCAAUCGCCAUGAGAAUCAUUCCCGGACGCUUCAGCUGGCUUAUCCACGGCCUCAUCCAGAUGGCCGGCUUCGUUCUUUAUAUCGCUGCUGCCGCCCUGGGUAUCAAGUUGACACAGCAAGUCACAUUUGGUGGAACCAGUCUGUAUGAGAUCAGCACCAUCAACUUCCACCCAAUUAUCGGCCUCGUCCUUCUAGCCAUCUUCUUCUUCCAACCCAUUUUCGGCUACAUCCAUCAUGUUCAGUUCAAGAGGUACGGCGUCCGUCAAAUCUGGUCACACAUUCACCUGGUCAUCGGCCGCCUCCUCAUUCCGCUCGGUAUUAUCAACGGCGGACUUGGCCUAUACAUCUCCAACUCUCCCAAAGAGUUCAAGAUUGCCUACGCUAUCCUCGCGGCCGUAUUUGGCAUUGCAUGGAUCUUCGUCUCGGUCAUCAGCGAGAGCCGCCGCAGCCGCCAACCGGCCGUGGUGGUUGUCGAAGAACACAAGCUCAGGAAACGGUCCCGUGGUCGCAACAGCGGAAGUCGGGGCUCGUCGGACUCGGACCCAAAGAUUUGA